GGCUAAAAGUGCAACAGGGUGUACUCUUGCGAUUGAGCGAGAGACAUUGAAUUCUAGUUCGAGCGUUUAGAAACGACAACUAUUCUCCGGUGGAAGUUGUCGUCUAUCGUCGAUGCACACCAUAACAAAACGUGUGUAAAUAAAAGUGCAUAUUUGCAAGUGCAACCUGGAACGCACACACUCCAGCAGGGCGCCCGCGCCUGAAUGCAACAGUUUGCUUCGAUGCUUCAGCGGCAAGUUGUACCUACUAAGCAAAACCGUUGACUGUGUGUUGAUCGUAGUAGACUGAGCGUUUGGCUGUGUGCGUACUGCCGUUGACGCGCCGUUGCGCGGCCAUGAUGGCGGAAAUUAUUGUGUAAUUUUCAAUUUGGGGUGGUGUUUUUCCUCCGGUCAAAGUGGUGAAAUAGUGCCAAAAAGUGCCGGAAUUCGGCGAAAGCUGUUUCCGCAAGUGUUCAGGUGUGCCAAAGUGUUGAAAUUUGCGUGUAUAAGGUGCUGAUUCAACGAAAAUUAAAGUCCACAUUUUACCCAGUAGACAUCGUACAGUUUGGCGGUCCGAGAUCCUGAUUGCUGAGGUGGCAAAGCAGGCUACGCGUGUGCGAGGGGGUUGUGGGAGGGCAGGACGCAAGGAAAAACGGGUGGUCGAACUGUGGACAGGUGGAACAGCCAUCGCAGUUGGCGUUGGGUAAUUAAGUUAUUCAAUAAGAACCAUAUGUUACGACGACGCAACGGAUGUGACCAGUGCAUUCCAUGAAACAUGACCAACGAAUCAAUGAUUGCCCAGAACAACAGUGAAUCGAAUAUUUAGUGCCAAGCAUUAUAUUUGUAACGGAAAAGAUAACUAAAUGUGAUACAAAAUAGAUAUAAGUGUAAAGCAAACAAAAGUGUUUUCUGUAACAGAACAAAGUGUAGUGUGAAACAAAUUUUAAACGUAGCUUGUGUAUACUUUAAGAAACAGUCAAAAUUGAUCCACCAACACCAACCAUGAUGGACGACGAUAAUGACGACAAAGAUGAUACGAAAAGAAAAUCUCGCAAUCUCAGCGAGAAGAAACGGCGCGACCAGUUCAACCUGCUCGUCAACGAGCUCAGCUCGAUGGUGUCCUCCAACAGCCGCAAGAUGGACAAGAGCACCGUGCUCAAGUCGACGAUUGCAUUUCUCAAGAGUCACAACGAGAUUGCGGUGCGGUCUCGCGUGCACGAGAUCCAAACCGACUGGAAGCCGUCGUUCCUGUCGAACGAGGAGUUUACCCACCUGAUCCUGGAGGCGCUGGACGGGUUCAUCAUCGUGUUCUCCUCGACGGGACGGGUAUUUUACGCGUCGGAGAGCAUCACCUCGCUGCUGGGGCACUUGCCGAGCGACCUGUCCAACAUGACGGUCUACGACAUGGUUUACGAGGAUGAUCAGAACGAUCUGUACAACAUUCUGUUGAAUCCGGCCGCCGUCGUUGAUCCACUGCAGACUGGCAUUUCCCGCGAGAACCAGGUCACGUUCGCGUGUUACAUAAAGCGUGGCACGGCUGACUACCGGUCGGAGGUUUCCUAUGAGUUAGUACAAUUUACCGGGUAUUUUAGAAGUGACGUGGACGCAGACUCGUUGAUGACCACGUCCAGGUUCAGCACCUACAUGAACGACGCCGACACGAGGCUUAUCUUCGUUGGUACGGGACGAUUACAGACGCCCCAGCUGAUUCGGGAAAUGUCCAUUGUGGACAGCUCCAAGAGCGAGUUCACCUCCAGGCAUAGCUUGGAGUGGAAAUUUCUCUUCCUGGACCACCGAGCACCACCGAUCAUUGGGUAUUUGCCGUUCGAAGUGUUGGGAACUUCCGGGUACGAUUACUACCACUUUGAUGAUUUGGAGAAGGUGGUGUCCUGUCACGAAGCUUGUAAGUAGUCAUGAUGCAAAAAAGGAGAAGGUACCUCGUGCUACUACCGAUUCCUGACCAAGGGUCAGCAGUGGAUCUGGUUGCAGACACGGUUCUACAUCACGUACCACCAGUGGAACUCCAAACCCGAGUUUGUCGUGUGCACCCAUCGGGUCGUGAGCUACGCAGACGUGAUGAAGCAGUUCCGAAAUCAAACCGGAGGAGAGAACAAGUUCGCCGAGGACGCCGACAGCGUGAGCGUGGGAGUGGAGCGGAAGUUUCAACCCGGAUCUUCCCAGAGCUUACUGGCGACGUCGCCGUGGAGUUCGAAGAGUUCACGAACGUCCCGGAUAGCACCGACACCGGGAGUUUCACCCACGGGAACAUCGUCCCGGGGAAGGCACCGGUACAACACCUACCAGGGACCGGGUUCGGAUUCGGCGACCUCGAUAUCGGCGGAAUCGCACGCCAGCCGACAGUCCAUGAUGACGACCCAUAGCUCGAAAUCCCGAAUGCGCUUCAACUCGUACCAAUCAAAGACGCCGUCCCAGCAUUCGCAAGACGGUGGCCAGCCGCCGGCGACUCACUUCAUCCUUCAGCAGCAGAUGCUUCCGAAUCCUCAGCAAACGGUUCAGGCAGAAUCGUACCAGCAAAUGCAGUUGCGACCGCCCGUGACGGCCGCCAUCAUAACUCCACCGUCGGUGACGCAGAUCAUCGGUUCGGCCGGCUUCAUGGAACCCCAGCAAUGCCUGGCCGCGAUCCCAGUUCAGCCGGUUGCGGCUUUUGCACCGGACGCAUCGGCAGCUGUGCUAUCGCCGAUUCCACCGACCUCGCCGGCAACCUUCGCCGUUCACCCGAGCGUUUCUUCGGCGGCCGGGGGAGUUGUGUUGACGCCCACUCAGAACCAGGUCCAGGAUCAGCUACACCGAAAGCAUGAGGAACUUCAACACCUAAUAAUGCAACAACAGGACGAACUUCGGAGGGUUCAAGAACAAUUGCUCAUGGCACGGUACGGACUGCUGCCGUCGAUUGUGACCAUCCCUUUUACGUCUGCCUCCAGUAGUACGAACGAUAUCAACAGUAGGUGUAGCAGUAGUGCGUACCUUCAACAUCACCAGUCACCUCACAGCAGUCACCAGUACCAAACGCAUGCUAGUCUCAUGGGCAACAAUCCCCAGCAGCAAACUCUUCCCCAGCUUUGCAUACCCCCGGACCAGAAACCGAUCUUCCAUCCCAACCAGCAGCUCAACUUCACCGACACCGGCCAACUCCGACAGCCCGGUGAUCCCACCGGCGAAGGAACAUCCUACAUGCAACUCACGCCAGUUCCAAUCCACCAUCUGCAGCAACAUCCACAACCCUCACAACAACAGCAGCAGCAGCAACAACAACAACAACUUCCCGGAACCGGAAACAGUAUGGAGCUACUGCAGUACCAGAUGGCAUCGGAACAGGCACACGUCCUGUUCACUUCCGGCAUGGAACAGCAGCAGCAGCAGCAGCAACAACAGCAGCAGCAAAUUCAUCCUCUUCACCAUCACCACCACCAUCAUCAGCAGCAGCAGGGUUCGUCACUUCACUCGCCCGGUGGUUCCACAAGUCACUCGAGAAGUGAUGUUUAGAUUUCCGAUUCACUUUUUAAAACCAACACCACACCACAAUGUAAGAGCUUUAUGUCGAACAUAUGUCAGUAGAUAACAACAAACGAGCUUUCCAACCAAAUGGAGCAUUUGAUACAAAAUACAUACAUUCCUUGUGAAAAACAAAAACGAAACGGUUUCUUGUUAAGAUGCCACUAGCUAUUUUUUAUAAACGUGUUUGAUAUACUAAAUGAAAGUGUAGAAUGUAGCGAAAAAGGAAGAAAAAAAAAGAAGGAACACUCAUCGACCAACUCGUAACAGGGACUGUAACGAAAAUAAUAAAAAUAGAUAGUUGAAAUCCUUCAAAGUGAUCCAUUUGCUGUCCAUUUUUUUGUGCUGUUUAUAGACGUUUGGCACAAGUAGGAGCGACACGGAAAAAUAUCAAAGCCGGUGUGAUACUGAAAGAUCAUUCCAAAUCUAACAGCUGUGCGGUACUAUUUGUAAGGUAAAAGGGCGAGAAGGUGGCGCGAAACAGUGCGUGCAGUAGGUAGAAACGAGUAUCUGUGAAUGUAAAUUUAACCAAAGUAGUGAGUAUCUGAUAAUCAAAUGUGGACUAUCGUUUGUGUGCAGAAGGCAAAUGUAUUUAUGGAUGUGAGAGAAGUUUGCAGCUAGAAGCUGAAAUAAAGCUUCAAUGUGCCAGAAAA
Culex quinquefasciatus (southern house mosquito) is the source of this 4145-nucleotide messenger RNA. It is a transcript of the gene Clk, whose product is annotated as circadian locomoter output cycles protein kaput. NCBI's taxonomy places the organism in Eukaryota, Metazoa, Arthropoda, Insecta, Diptera, Culicidae. The record is from RefSeq and is a predicted model, not a curated record. Gene Ontology annotation, biological process: regulation of transcription by RNA polymerase II; circadian regulation of gene expression. Gene Ontology annotation, cellular component: nucleus; CLOCK-BMAL transcription complex; cytoplasm. The transcript has 7 exons. Gene Ontology annotation, molecular function: DNA-binding transcription factor activity, RNA polymerase II-specific; protein dimerization activity; RNA polymerase II cis-regulatory region sequence-specific DNA binding.